This is a messenger RNA of Pollicipes pollicipes, 1997 nucleotides long. RefSeq names its product sphingolipid biosynthesis regulator orosomucoid 1-like (gene ORMDL). The record is from RefSeq and is a predicted model, not a curated record. NCBI's taxonomy places the organism in Eukaryota, Metazoa, Arthropoda, Thecostraca, Pollicipedomorpha, Pollicipedidae. Gene Ontology annotation, cellular component: endoplasmic reticulum membrane. The coding region runs from base 304 to 762 and encodes 152 amino acids. The transcript is spliced from 5 exons.
UUUGCUACAAGGAAGUAUAUACAUUGCGUUUUUCCUUUUUAAGUAUACAUGUUGGUUCUAACCCAGUUUUAGUGUUAGCUCCUUCACCAGAUAUUUGCCCCUGUACUUGUGUACUUUUUAUGACAAGAUAUGAUUCACUGUGUAGUUUGCAAAGCUCAAGCAGUGAUAGGUAUAAAGUGUUAAGUGUAAAUAAAGUGUUCACAGGUCUAUCAGCUAGAAUUAUGGAGAAAUUGUGUGAAACUCCCACUAAGCUAUUUUAAGUAACUGCAUAGCAAGUGGACAUUACUGAAGUGGACAGCGGCUAUGUACGCCGGGGCUCGGGGCGAGACGAAUCCGAACGUGUCGUGGCUGGGCAGCCGCGGCGUGUGGCUCAGCUACGUGGUUGGCGUGACGGCGCUGCACCUGGCGCUACUGGCCGUGCCCGUCAUCAGCGUGGCCACCGCCUGGACGCUGACCAACAUCAUCCACAACACGCUCAACUUUGUGCUGAUGCACGGCGUGAAGGGCGCGCCGUGGGAGGACGGCGACCAGGGCGGCUGUCACACGCUCUCGCAGUGGGAGCAGAUCGACGGCGGACGCCAGAACACGCCCACCAAGACGUUCCUCACGGCCGUGCCGGUCACGCUAUUCAUCCUAACCAGCUUCUACACGGCCUACGACACGUCUCACUUCGUGGUGAACUUCGUGAGCCUGCUGUUCGCGCUGGUGCCCAAGCUGCCGUUCGUUCACCAGCGGCGGCCGCCGAGCGCGGACGAUGACUGAGCGGUGGCGGUUUGGCUAGACUGAGGUUCGGUCGCGGCCGGCUCCGUCCGCCGCCGGCGGCGCGUGUUGGCCGGGCCUGAGCCCGGGCCGCCCACGCCGACAGCCGGCCCGGCUGUAGGUGGUGUAUGAUUAUCAGAGGCGUGGCUGUGUGUGUCGGGCGUGCGCUGUGAGCCGGCGGGCGGGCGUCAGAGGUGGCAGGUCGUCACAGGCCGGACCUGGCCGCGACCUGCGCGUGGGCCCGCUGGCAGUGGAGUCGUGCCGUGCCGUACCGCAUUGAAGCAGGCUCCCGGCCCAGUCUGUCAGCCAGGUGGCGCCAAUUAGAACUGACCUUUCAGUGACGAAGGUCAAAGUUGUGCGUGGGACAACUUCUGCUGGUCUGGUCGCGGGGAAGCUGAACAGAAGCGAUCGCGAAACUUACCCUCACGUACUUGCAGUGUGCAGCAUGCCGUCUCCUCUUCACUGUUUGGCCUUUCGGGGCGCAGGGGCGUUACGUAUUGACAACUGCACUCGUGUCCGUGCCGCAAAGCUCGAUGAGGUGCUGUGUACGUAGGCGGUGCGGGCCACGGGAAGACUGUGAUAUUGGGCGCUCGGCAGUCGGUCGGUCAGGCUGAGCUUGCGCGGAGAGAGGCGGCCCGCAGGAGCGGCGCCGGGCCGGCCGCCGCUGCCCACUCCCUGCCGUGUGGUGGGCGCACGAGGAUGGGCGUGUCCCGUUUGUUCCGUAUAUCUGGCCUGGUCGCGCGAGACGUUUGUGAAGCCGCUCCUGUGGCUGGCGCUGGUGAGCACGCGCCAUUUCCGGUCUUCUUUGUAGCAAGGAUAGCUCUCGUCCGUCGCUGUAACGCCAGUGCAAAAUGGUGCUACCCCCUCCUUUAGAGCUGCAGGAACGAUGACGCCCAGCUCCCUGAGGUUGGAAUCUUACAGUGGCGCCGUGGCGUGCCAUGUGAUCGCGUGCUUCUGGCCGGACACCAGGAACUGGCGUCUGGGACGCGGGCGCGGGGGUCGAGCUGGACUUUGUAGUCCGCCUCGGAGUCCAGAGCCUCUCGCUCGCCCGGAUGUAUAUUACGGUACCUGUGUAUGCGUGCUGUGUGCGUGUCUUUCGUGGGAGCAAGGUGCCGUCGUGGGAGGCCUGCGCGGCUCGUCGGAUGACCUCGUCUCACCUGCACGGUGGCACGUCUGCAAUGUAACCUGUAUAUAUUCAGCCUGUUUCAUCAAACCUCGGACAAAAACAAACACUGAUA